AUUAGGUAAAGUUAUGAAGGAAGUAUUGAACACAAGAAAUUCAUAAUCAAAUGAGAUAGAUUUGCAAUAUAGCAGUUCGGUAAUAGGUAAUGGUUGGAGCAGCGAUGCAUCUCUGCAUUCUCAUGUCUAGGACCUAAUUAAUUACUGAGAUAACAUUGGUUGACCAUGUCAAGCUUGCUCCCUUCUCUUCCCCUGUAGCAAACAGAGUGGUCGUUGCUGAUACAAUAUGCAGAAAGCUUAGGCCAGCUUUUUUUCUCUUGAUGGUCAGUUGAAGUUUUUGUAUUUUGGUGUGUAUAACAACGACUUGCUGUUCUACGAUAUGAUGUGAUGCUGGAUUAUCUCAAUAGACAGGGAAGAAAAGCAUGGUUAUAGUACUGUGGUGCUUUUACCCGCAUGUUACCAACAAUGUUCUGCUGAAUAGCAAUUACAUUUUCCCUUUUUGCUUGUAAAUGUUACAGGAGGACUUAAAGAGGGUGUGAAUAUUGGUGGACAGAAAUUUGCUUCCUUUAUUUUAUGUCGUUUUCUUCAUUGUAAGAUCUCUAUCUUAUUGCUGAAGUUCCCUUGAUUGUAGGACUUUGUCAGAUCACCAGACUGUAGUGCAAUGGAUAGAUACGGUUUUUGUUGAGCGUUCUUUAGCCAGUUACCAUAAAACAAUGGUUGCAAAUUUGUUGUUACUUGCAUGAGUUUACCUUUUCUUUAUCACAAGUGAUCCUAACCGAUGCACAGGGUCUGUUGCGCGCUUUACUUGAUAACUCCUCCAUUUCUCCCAGACUCAAUUCAGUGCGACUGUUUUAUGGGUGGUAAACAUUUGGCCUCAAAGGCGUUGUCUCUGCUUCUUUUUUGUGAAUACUCUUCCGUUUCCAGGAUUUUCUUACAGACUAAUAUAUGACAAAUUCGUUGACAGCAUAAUCAUAUCUUAAUUACUAUUAUUUGGAAACAAUAUUAGAACAAAAAUAAUUAUCCUGUUUUUACAAGGUCAGAAAAAGAUAUGGUAGUAUUGUAAAAAAAAAAAUAAGUAUGCAGCAAGUUGCUCAGAUGUUGUAGAUGAAAAAUUAAGAUAAGAUGCCCUUGCUUCAGUUUUGCACUAAUGGAAAAGGAAGCAUGGAGACAUGAUGGUGCUCUACUUGUUGAGCUAGGCAGGCACCUUGAAUGAGCACUUGGUAUCCUUUUCCAGGAUCACAUUAGUGGCCAUCAAAAGACACAUUCCUCUUCAAGUUACUAAAGAAAGCACACCAUGUCUGGGAAUUGCUCGUGUUCUGUAAAGCUACAACAUACAGCACAGGAAAAUACCCAAUGGGCCAUGGAAGCCCAAAUUCUCAGCCUCUCUCCUUCUUCUCCACUUACUCCUUCCUUCCUCUCUACCCUCUCUAAACCCCAACCAAGUCGAUCAAAUAUUAAACUCCCCAUUUUCAAUUCCACUUAUUUCUUCUUCUUCUUCUUCUUCUUCUUCUUCUUUUAAUGGCAACUUCACUAAUUACCAAAACCCUAAAUUCAAUAAAGAACCCCAGACUCCUAUCUCCACUCUCAUCGUCCGUCACCCACCACUUCACCACCGCUGCCACCGCCGCCCAAUCUGACGGUCCAUCUUCCCCCUUCACCUUCACCGACACCGCCACUUCCACCAAUAAUAGCAUACACAUGAAAACCCCAAAUCCUGAUGCGAGAGGUGAAGCAACGUCUUUUUCAUCUUCAUCAGUUACAAUGCCAAUGUCGUUUAUGACAGGGUCAAUUGUGGGCAAAAGAUUUUAUAAGAAAGUAACUACAAGAGAAGCUGAUGAUGGGAUUGGAUACACAGUGAUGCUUGAUUAUAGGACACUUAAAACACCUUCUAAAAAGCCUCUAAAGUUGCCUACUUUAUCUCUUGCUAAAGCUAUUGCUGCUGAAUGGGAUUGUCAGCAAACAGAUGGAAUUAGGCCUUUUACAAUGCCUCUUAUGAAACUUGCUUGUACUGCAUUGGAGAGAGUUCCACUUACGCGGCUAAAGAUUAUUGAAAACUUGAUGAAGAAAUUCAAUCAAGAUUUAGUUUUCUGUCGUGCUCCAGAGGAUAAUGAUCUCACCAGUGGUGUCUAUGAACGGCAGGUGGAGAAAAUUGAUCCCUUGCUUGAUUGGGUGAAAUCAGAGUUUGGCUUUAAGCCAGUUGUGUACUCAAGUUUUUUUGGUGGCAAGCAAGAGGAAGGUUUGGUGAAGGCAAUAGAGGACCUUCUAAAGAAAACUGACAACUGUGAAUUGGCAGCAAUUGAUGCAAUUGCAGCAUCUGCCCAUUCUUUAGUAAUUGCUAUUGGAAUCGUUCGUGGAAAAUUAGAUAUUGAGGAAGCCAUUCAGUUGAUUAGACUUGAAGAAGAUUUGCAGGUUGACAGGUGGGGCUUAGUUGAAGGUGGUCAUGAUAUAGAUAUUGCUGAUCUGAGGGUACAAAUAUCAUCUGCUGCUGUGUUCCUCGGUCUUUCAAGGACUUGAACUUUGUCUACCAUUGAUGGUCAUAGAUUUCAUCCCAACAUCCUGCUUUUAUGAGUGUUUGUAUUUUUAAUUGUAGAUCACAGAAUAUAUCUAAUGUUUGAGUUUUUAUGAGAAUAGUCAGUUCAUUGCUAAGAUAAAACUGUCAUAAUAAUUGAAUUCAAAACUUGAAAUGCAUUUUUGCUUAUACAAUCAACAGAAUUCAUAGUGAAA
Messenger RNA from Ricinus communis (castor bean), 2664 nucleotides. Its product is annotated as ATP synthase mitochondrial F1 complex assembly factor 2. Bases 1459 to 2454 code for a protein of 331 amino acids. The transcript is spliced from 5 exons. The record is from RefSeq and is a predicted model, not a curated record. Lineage: Eukaryota; Viridiplantae; Streptophyta; Magnoliopsida; Malpighiales; Euphorbiaceae. Gene Ontology annotation, biological process: mitochondrial proton-transporting ATP synthase complex assembly. Gene Ontology annotation, cellular component: mitochondrion.